AUGCUUGAUGCUGACAGAAGGGAUAUGCAAGAGGAGCAACUUUUGAACCGCAUGGCUGACAAGGAGCAACAACCAUUACCUGGAGGAAGCAACUGUGCUGGAAACCUGUCUCAACCUCAGAAGAAACUCCAAGAAGCCAUCUGUGUGCUGCUGGUGGAACUGUGUGAGAGAUUCACGUUCUUUGGCAUUGUCUGCAACAUGAUCCUCUUCUGCACUGUUAAACUUGGCUAUCGCAACUACCAGGCAGCUAUUGUUAAUAUGUGCUUUGUAGGCACCUCUAUGUUGACGCCAGUCCUGGUUGGGUGGCUUGCCGAAUGCCUUGUCGGGAGGAUCAAAGUUGUGUGCAUCUGCAUGUUUCUACAUUUCCUAGGCACAGCACUAUUACCUGUUGUGGCAUUCCCCUUUGAAGAUGUUUACAUUGACAGACGACAUAUUCUUCAUACACUGACCAAAAGGGAGCAAAACAUAGUAUUCUACUUUGCACUACUCACCGCUAGUCUGGGAAUAGGAGGCAUAAGGGCUAUAGUUUGUCCAUUAAGUGCAUACAGCCUUGAGGACUGUGGACCAAAGGAACUUCUUUCCUUUUUCAACUGGUUUUAUUGGCUGGUUAACUUAAAUUCAGCAGUUGUCUUUGUCACCAUUUCUUAUAUCCAGCAGUCUGUGGCCAGAAACCUUGGUUUUCUUAUCCCAUUUGUGUCCAUGCUUAUGGCUAUAAUCACAAUUCACAUGGUGCGGGGUGAAAUGAUUUACAAACCCAAAACAGACAGUUCACUGCUGACGACUUUUGGGGUAAUUGUUAGUGCACUGAAAUUGUCCUACGUGCGAUACCGCUACUUUAGUGGAGGUGUGACAAACUGGCUAGAUCAUGCCAAGGAAAACUAUGGUGGUCAGUACAGUGAGACUCAGGUGGAAGGCACGAAGUCACUCACCAGGCUCUUCCCACUCUUUACUUUCCAAAUUCUAUACAGAAUGUGUAUAAUGCAGAUUCCCUCAGGAUAUUAUCUCCAAACCAUGAAUUCCAACUUGCACUUCAGUGGAUUUGUCUUGCCAGUUGCAGCAAUGAAUGUGAUAAGCAUUGUGCCACUGCUGAUUCUUGUUCCUAUUUUGGAAUGCAUUAACUCAAAUCUCUUUAGUUCCAAGGACACUGGGCAUUCUCCAACAAUUUACAUUGUUGUAGGUCAGUUUUCUGCUGCACUUUCCGUGAUGGUUGCUGGCUUCUCUGAAAUACACCGAAAGCAUUUCCCUCAGGUGGAGCAAACACUUUCUGAGGAGGUUCUUCUGGUCUCCUCCAUGCCUUGCUUCCACUUGGCGCCUCAGUACAUCCUCCUUGGAGUUGCUGAAGCCUUGGUAACUCCCUCCUGUUCCUUACUUUCAUUCUGGCUUGUGCCAGAAAGAAUGAGAGGGAUUUCCAUGCAUUUUUUAACUCUCUUUAAUGGAGCUGGCUGCUUUAUGGGUGCUUUCUUUGUUCAGACAGCCCAUGCAGGCUCUCAAGGCAACUGGUUUCCACAUUUGCUGCAUGAAGGUAAAUUGGAGAGAUUCUUCUUCUUCUUGGCUUCCCUAAUGAUGGUGAACACCCUGGGUUUCUGGACCAUUGCACACAGAUACAACAAUCUGAAUCAGAAAUACACCAGUGAAUUCAGAGCAAGUCUUCCUGAAGAAAAGCUUUUGAAGGGUGAAAAAGGCAUCAAGCAUUAUGGUAGUGUCCUGGAAAGAUCUCCCAUUUUGUCUCCUAUGGAGAAAACCUGA
This is a messenger RNA of Melopsittacus undulatus (budgerigar), 1746 nucleotides long. RefSeq names its product solute carrier family 15 member 5 (gene SLC15A5). The coding region runs from base 1 to 1746 and encodes 581 amino acids. Gene Ontology annotation, cellular component: membrane. The record is from RefSeq and is a predicted model, not a curated record. Gene Ontology annotation, molecular function: transmembrane transporter activity. The transcript is spliced from 9 exons. Gene Ontology annotation, biological process: transmembrane transport. NCBI's taxonomy places the organism in Eukaryota, Metazoa, Chordata, Aves, Psittaciformes, Psittaculidae.